Molecule: messenger RNA, 1922 nt
Organism: Microcebus murinus (gray mouse lemur)
Lineage: Eukaryota; Metazoa; Chordata; Mammalia; Primates; Cheirogaleidae
Gene: TRIML1
Product: tripartite motif family like 1
Molecular function (GO): protein binding
Source: RefSeq, a predicted model, not a curated record
GAGAGUGGACAUCAGUUGGUGAAAUCAGGCUCAGAGGAGACAAGAGAGUUUCUUGUAAUAACAGCAUAGCAACAGAUCAGCUACUUUUUACUCAACACAGUGGAACCACAGGGAGGACUUUUCUAACCUCAGAAUAGAAGUGUAACCCUGCCCUAAUGUCCAUCAUUGAGAAAAUGUCUACAGCGGAUUUGAUGGAGAAUCUCAGGGAAGAACUCACCUGUUUCAUCUGCUUGGACUAUUUCAACAGCCCAGUGACCACCGAGUGUGGGCACAGCUUUUGUCUGAUGUGUCUCCUCAAGAGCUGGGAGGAGCAUAACACCCCUUUAUCUUGUCCUGAGUGCUGGAGGACCCUGGAGGGCCCGCACUUCCAGCCCAACGAGCGCCUGGGGAGGCUGGCUAGCAUCGGCAGACAGCUCAGGUCCCAGGUGCUGCAGGGCGAGGACGAGCAGAGCGUCUGCGGCAGGUCUUCAGCGGCCAGCAAAGCCUUCUCGGAGGAGGAGCAGAGCGGGGGUGCUUUCUCGGUCCAGAAUCACGGGGCGACCAGGGCACUUCUCCCCAGCGAGACGGAGGAGCACCACAAAGAGAAACUCCAGGGAAUCCUAAAUCUCCUGCGUAAGAAGAAAAAGGAAGUUCAGACGAUAUUAACCCACGAGAGGGAGAGAGUGAUACUGUGUAAGGAAGAGACAAAGACUUUUAAACAGGUCGUUGUGUCGGAAUAUAUGAAAAUGCACCAGUUCCUGAAGGAAGAGGAGCAGCUGCAACUCCAGCUACUAGAAAAGGAAGAGAAAGAGAACGUGAGGAAACUGAGGAACAGUGAGACCCAGCUGACCCAGCAGAUCCGGAGCCUAAGCAAGAUGAUCGGACAGAUAGAGUCCACAUGUCAGAACUCAAUUUUAGAAUCAUUGGAGGAGGUGAGAGGUGCCCUGGAAAGGAACGAGCCCCUCCUGCUUCAAUCUCCAGAGGCCACUACCACUGAGCUGAGUUUGUGCCGAGUCACCGGGAUGAGGAAGAUGCUAAGGAAAUUCAGCACGGAGAUAACUCUGGAUCCAGCCACGGCCAAUGCCUACCUAGUCUUGUCUGAGGAUCUGAAAAGCGUGAAAUACGGAGGGAUCAGACAGCAGUUACCUGACAACCCGGAAAGAUUUGACCAGUCUGCAACUGUGCUGGGCGCUCAGACCUUCACCUGUGGGAGACACUACUGGGAGGUGGAAGUGGGAAACAAGACCGAGUGGGAAGUAGGCAUCUGCAAGGACUCGGUGAGCAGGAAGGGGAAUCUCCCAAAGCCGCCCGGGGACCUCUUCUCACUCAUAGGCUUAAAAAUUGGAGAUGAUUAUAGUCUUUGGGUCUCAUCGCCUUUAAAGGGCCAGCAUGUCAGAGAGCCCGUGCAUAAGGUCGGUGUGUUCUUAGACUACGAGUCUGGAAACAUAGCGUUCUACAACGUGACCGAUGAGUCCCUCAUCUACAGCUUCCCCCCAGCCUCUUUCCAAGAGGCCCUCAGGCCCAUCUUCUCCCCUUGUCUCCCAAACGAAGGGACGAACAUAGAUCCUCUAACCAUCUGCUCUCUGAAAAGCCAAGUCUGAGGGACAUGCCUUUGAGCCUUCCCUGAGGAUGAGGUCUAAGACUAACAGAUAGCUAUUAAUGAAGAUGACUAAUACAGUGACGGGAUUAACAUCAGGUGAUCUGAGACACCCCCCACCCCAGAGUUUCCAUACACUUGAGCCCUCAGCGAACAGCUAAAUUGGAUGAUCAACUUCAACACCAGUAGAAGAGAGCUGAUCAUGUCCUGUGUCUUUAACUAAAUUCUUUAUCUAGACUCCCCCAUGUACCUGCCGGUCACUCAAACUAUAGGGACAGAACUAGCCCUUAUAGUGCUGAAUCCCACUGUCAUAGGCCAGUUUUAUAAAUAUAUGUCACUUUUGCAA